UUUAUUUUAGAAAAAAUUAUUUAUUUUUUGUCACCUAACUAUUUCUUCUUAAUCAAUUUUCAUUUCUUACAAGAUUUUUUUUUUAAAAAUAAAAUAUUUUGUAAUUUUUUUUUGUAAAAUUAAAGUAUUCAAUCUGAAUGCCCUUCUCAAAGGUGAAGAAAAACAAUAUAAUUUCUUACUUUUCUAAGUUUUACUGUAAAUUCCAACAAGCUUUGAAUAAAUCCAGAAUAUUCGAUAAUUUCCUAUUCGAAUGUUUAAAGGAAAUUUGGUACUUAAUAACACUUGGAUUUUCAAUGGCGCUUCUCAGUUUCUCCAUCGAUUUUACCAUGGCCCAAUUUUUAAAAGGUAGAUCGUUAUCUUAUGAAAAGUUGGCAGGAUAUGUAACUGGCCAAUAUGGCGUUUGGAUUGGAUAUGUGAUUUUGCUUUUGAUAGUGCCCGCUAUCUUGUCCCAUUAUUUGAGUCCCUACUCUAUAGGUUCCGGAAUACCAGAAAUUAAGACCAUCUUACAAGGCUCUAAGAUGGACGAAAUUUUUACCAUAUCAACUUUAAUCUCGAAAUCAGUAGGCCUUAUAUUGGUGGCUGGGAGUGGAAUUCCAGUCGGGAGAGAAGGACCAUUCAUUCAUAUAGCGUGUAUAUUAGCUAUGAAGUUAUAUUCCUUAUUCUACAAAAAGAACUUCCAGGAACAGGACAAAAAGAACGAAUAUCUAAUAUCAGCUUGUGCUGUUGGAGUGGCCUGCUGUUUCUCAUCUCCCAUUGGUGGUGUCCUAUAUAGCAUAGAAGUGACAUCGACAUAUUUCCCGGUUAGGAAUUAUUGGAGAGGUUUCUUUUGCGCCAUCUCGGGAGCAUUAUUCUACAAACUCCUAGAUAUCUUAUUUUACGGAAAAGAAAUCCUGACCAUCUAUUUUAAAUCGAAAUUUCUUUACAACAUCUUACUUGGACCUCAAGAAUUAGCUAUAUUCGUUUCAAUAGGUGUAAUAUGCGGCCUUUCCGGUUCGGUUUUCAUAUUCGUUUACAAAUAUUACAUCCUAUUCAUCAAGAGCGAUAGAAGCAUAAGCCGCUUUUUGAUGGAAAAUUGGUGGUUAUAUACUUUGUUAGUUGCAUUCAUAAUAUCAUCAGCCUCUUUUCCUGGUGGAUUGGGAAAAUAUUAUAUCUCGGAGAUGACCCAAUCGGAACUGAUAAAACACAUGUUUUAUAACAUGUCUUUCAGCCAAGGACCGGUGUCUCACUAUUCCUAUUCCAAUCAUGAAAGCGGAGUAUUAAAAAUGGCGGAAGAUAAUAAUAAUGAUUAUUUUAGACUACUAACUUUGAUAGUAUAUCAAUUUAUAUCGAUAAUUCUUAUCAUAACGUUGCCGAUCCCUAAUGGAUUAUUUAUUCCUGUCUUUAUUAUAGGAGCAGCUAUUGGCAAAAUGUGCGGAAAUUUGGUUAAUUUGGUUUUUGUCGAUAUACAAAAUCAAUAUCCUAAUCCACAAAUGUUAAACGGAAUAUAUGCGAUGAUAGGGGCGGCAUCAAUGUCAGGAAGUGUCACGCGAACUAUAUCUACAUCGGUAAUAGUUUUUGAACUAACAGGGCAAAUGACACAUUUAUUACCCACUAUGAUAUCGGUUCUGGUUGCUAACGCAGUAGCACAUUGCCUGAUCCCUUCCAUAUACGAUGUCAUUAUAAUGACAAAAAAGUUGCCAUUUUUACCCGAUCUUAUGACCCAUUCAAAGAGAAUAAGAGACAAGAGCGUUAGCGAAAUUAUGAGGAGGGCCUGCGAUAUGCAAUGCGUAGAAUUGUGUUUCACUCAUAGUGACUUGAAAAAUUUGCUGGAAAAAGUUAAUUUUGAAGAAAUCCCUAUAGUCGAUGAUAAAAAUAAGUUCACCUUUUUAGGAACAGUUAAAAGAUCGGUGUUAGAAAAUUUGUUAGGAAUGUCACCCAAAGAGUGGUGCCCAAAUUCUCAGAACUUAUUGUUUAAACCAAAUGAAGACAGAUUGGUGAUAACAGGAAAUCGAGCAACAAAUUUGGAUAGAAAGAUUUCCAGAAUUGUGGAGAGAAUCGAUUUUGAAGAGUUGAUCAAAAAAAAUAAAAUGAUUUCGUCUAUACAAAUUUUACCAAAUGUAACGUUGAUUAAAGUUCAUGAACUUUUUUCUGUCCUCAAGAUAGAUAAUUUAUAUGUGACUUCACUAGGAAAACUUCUAGGCAUGAUCUCUUAUAAGGAUAUGAUAGAUCAAAUGAUAUAAAUAUUUUAAAAAACCAAACAAAUACCUAUGUAAUAAAUUGAUAUGUGACACCUGUUUAUCAACCAAUAUAACUAUGAAAUGCCCAUUUUGCAAUCAAGGGUAUCAUCAAGAUAGGUGGAAUGAAGGAGAGAAAAAAAUAUGAAAAUUUGGAUGAAUGAAAGAAAAGAUAGUUUCUUCUUAAUUAAAAUAUUAUUUCGUAAUUAUAGUUUAUAGUUAUAUUUUGCAAGUAACAAUAAAUCAAUUUUUUAAUUAAUUUUUGUAUUCAAUUACAAAUUUUUAAUACUAUAUUUACAAAAAUAAUUUUUGAUCUAAAUAAUAAUAAAAAAAAGUAUAGAAGUGUU
Gordionus sp. m RMFG-2023 is the source of this 2560-nucleotide messenger RNA. Its product is annotated as chloride channel protein clh-3-like. Lineage: Eukaryota; Metazoa; Nematomorpha; Gordioida; Chordodea; Parachordodidae. Gene Ontology annotation, biological process: transmembrane transport; chloride transport. The record is from RefSeq and is a predicted model, not a curated record. The transcript is spliced from 19 exons. Gene Ontology annotation, cellular component: plasma membrane. Gene Ontology annotation, molecular function: voltage-gated chloride channel activity. Bases 138 to 2219 code for a protein of 693 amino acids.